CAUAUUCAUAUGGCCGCCUCAUCUGGGCUUUUAUUUUGACAUCGGUAUUUCCGGUUAGUCUGAUGUUGAUACACUCUAGCACAAUUUUGCUGUGAGCAGCUGAAGCGGGACACUUCGCUCAGAGCUCGGGACGAAGAGGGAGCAGUUGCAGUGCUCUAUGCGUGAAGUCCAACUGACAGGGGAGAGUGUUGGGGUAAAAAGGCGUUACGGCAUAUUCGUCGUUUUUUUAUAUAUAUAUUUAAACGGAUUUUUGUUUUAGAGUAGCUAACGAAAUUCAGUUUAUGUCUUUUUGCCAGCUAGUCAACCUAACACAUAGCGAGCAACACAGACAGGGCAACAGACUAGCCAGUACCCCGUUAUUUUGACUGAAACGAACAGUUGCUAAACAGCUUGUUCCCAACAGUUACAUUUGCUGAAUCAGCCACAACAUAUAGUAAUUUACCAGAGGAACACAUAUAACGUUAAAUUGUAAGCAUGUUCAGCUGGGCAAAUAAGGACGGGAAGAAGAAAGAUCCCGAACUCUUUCAGACUGUCUCGGAUGGGCUGAAACGUCUUUACAAACAAAAACUCUUUCCCUUAGAAGACGCUUAUCGCUUUCACGACUUCCACUCACCGGCUUUAGAAGAUGCUGACUUUGACAACAAGCCCAUGGUGCUUUUGGUCGGCCAGUAUUCCACAGGCAAAACUACAUUCAUUAGGCAUCUUAUGGAGCAAGACUUUCCUGGUAUGAGGAUAGGCCCCGAACCGACCACCGAUUCUUUCAUUGCGGUUAUGUACGGAGAGCAAGAGGGACUGGUGCCAGGCAAUGCAUUGGUUGUUGAUCCUAAAAAGCCGUUCCGAAAACUUAACGCUUUUGGCAACGCCUUCCUGAACAGGUUCGUGUGUGCCCAGAUGCCCAACCCUGUGCUGGACAGCAUCAGCAUCAUAGACACCCCAGGAAUCUUGUCGGGAGAGAAGCAGAGGAUCAGUAGAGGUUAUGACUUCGCCGCCGUGCUGGAGUGGUUCGCCGAGCGAGUGGACCGCAUCAUCCUCCUGUUCGACGCCCACAAGCUGGACAUCUCGGACGAGUUCUCAGAGGUGAUCCGCGCGCUCAAGAACCACGAGGACAAGAUGCGCGUGGUGCUCAACAAGGCCGACCAGAUCGGCACGCAGCAGCUGAUGCGCGUCUACGGUGCCCUCAUGUGGUCGUUGGGCAAGAUCGUCAACACGCCCGAGGUCAUCCGCGUCUACAUUGGCUCCUUCUGGGCGCAGCCGUUGCUCGUGGCUGACAACCGCAAGCUGUUCGAGGCCGAGGAGCAGGACCUGUUCCGCGACAUCCAGGGCCUGCCCAGGAAUGCUGCCCUGAGGAAGCUUAACGAUCUCAUCAAGCGCGCCCGCCUGGCUAAGGUCCAUGCCUACAUCAUUAGUGCUCUGAAGAAAGAGAUGCCCAACAUGUUUGGGAAGGAGAACAAAAAGAAGGAGCUCAUUGCCAAUUUGGGCGAAAUAUACACCAAGAUUGAGAAAGAGCACCAGAUCUCACCUGGGGACUUCCCCAAGCUGGCUAAAAUGCAGGAGAUCCUGGCUGGACAGGACUUCAGCAAGUUCCAGGUGAUCAAGCCCAAGCUGAUGGAGUCGGUGGAGGACAUGCUGGCCAACGACAUCGCCAAGCUGAUGACGCUGGUGCGCCAGGAGGAGGCGAACAUGCCCAGCCAGCAGGUGCAGGGCGGCGCCUUCGAGGGAACCAUGAAUGGCCCGUUCGGCCACGGCUAUGGCGAGGGCGCCAGCGAGGGCAUCGACGAGCUGGAGUGGGUGGUGGCGCGCGACAAGCCCACCGACGAGAUCUUCUACACGCUGUCGCCCGUCAACGGCAAGGUGUCUGGCAACAUGGCCAAGAAGGAGAUGGUCAAGUCCAAGCUGCCCAACACGGUGCUGGGCAAGAUCUGGAAGCUGGCCGACGUGGACAAGGACGGGUUCCUGGACGACGACGAGUUCGCGCUGGCCAACCACCUCAUCAAGGUGAAGCUGGAGGGCCACGAGCUGCCCACCGACCUCCCCGAACACCUGAUUCCACCCUCCAAACGGGGGCUGUAGACGGAGCCGGGCAAAGCAGACGGGCGACGGUGGUCUUUGAGCCAGGGUGGGCUGGGGGUAGGGCAGCGUGGGGUCUAAGGGGUUAAAUUCAGAGGGAGUAAAAGGCGUACAGGUUUGCAUUCCAGAAUCCUCAAUGUUACAAAACAUCCCAAACCUGUGUGGGAGAGCACACACAAAUGUAAUCUGCUGGCAUAUGUCUUCUUUUUUUAAGAAAAACCAAAAAGCAAAAAAACCCUGUACUUUAGGCAUUUGUCUCGUGAUUAACAGGUUUUGAUCGUUGUGGUGCCUUGAGUGCAGCCUUCUGGGUAGGUGGGGAUUCACAAGGGAAACGUUUUGCAAGGCAAAGAUGGAGUUGGUAAAAUACACCCUAUUAAAUAACCAUAAAUAAAUAAUAUACAAAAAUGAAACUAACUUAUUCAUGAAUUCCAGUGAUGUGAUAUUAUUAUAGUAUGAACCAUUAUCUCCACUAUUAUUCGUAUAGCAUAGAAAUGGUUUCUUAAUCACCAUUUUUAUUCUCAUCGAAAGUAUUCUGCCACAGUGUAUGCAACAAUGCAUGUGAAAUGCCCUCUAAAUCUAAAUAUGAAAAUGUUUGGCAUCUUUUAGCUGUUUUAUGUAGUUUUUUUCGUCCAGUCUGCUCUCUCGGUGAAGGUUGAGCCCUUGUCAUGACACUCCUCAAUGUAAGAAUCAAGCAGUGGAACAAUCUCUCAACAAGGGUUGUAUUAAAAGAGCCCUUGUGCAGUGGGAGAAGGGAGAAUUUUUUGUGUGUGUGUGUGUGUGUGUGUGUGUGUGUGUGUGCGUGCGCGUGCGCGCGCGCUGGUAAUCUGCCUGGGUCCACAUGUAGUCUCUAUAACACAUUACAUCUAAUUACAAAAGCGAUGAUUUCCACCCUGCGUAUGAUUCUGUUUUUUGACUUUGUUAGUUAUCAAAAGGCUGUCUAGUGCUUAGUGUAGUAGAUACACCAUUAACAUACAGUCACAUGCAGAACAGUGUUGUUAUUGUGCAGGCCUUAAAAACAGUGGUGAUCUAUUCAGUUAUGUUAUGACCGCAUACAGCUUCUCCAGAAGUUGCAAACACUACACUCAUCACAAUCUAUUUGUGUGGUGAAACAAAUGUUGUCUGCGUUGAGUCAGCGUGAUGCACAUUGAUAUACAACAUAACUGUUAGUCUGUGUAGACGUUUCACAGGCCUUUCCAAAGAAUUUCCUGUUCUGUAGAAGAGUACAUGGCAAACGAACGACCGUGUAAUUCUGAAGUCAACAUUCUCUGUAUGUUUCGUAGGACACCACUGUUUAUUAAAAAGACCUGUUUUGAAGCAAAAGUGCCUCCGAUAGCUACAAAAUGAAUAGAACAGCAGCCAUCCUCUAUAAAUAAUGUUCAUAUGUAUAUGUUUUAGUCUAUUUUGAAAUAAAAAUGUAUCACAUUAACACA
Messenger RNA from Alosa alosa (allis shad), 3497 nucleotides. RefSeq names its product EH-domain containing 1b (gene ehd1b). Gene Ontology annotation, biological process: endosomal transport; clathrin-dependent synaptic vesicle endocytosis. The record is from RefSeq and is a predicted model, not a curated record. The transcript is spliced from 5 exons. NCBI's taxonomy places the organism in Eukaryota, Metazoa, Chordata, Actinopteri, Clupeiformes, Clupeidae. Gene Ontology annotation, molecular function: molecular adaptor activity; GTP binding; protein binding. Gene Ontology annotation, cellular component: cytoplasm; intracellular vesicle; plasma membrane. Bases 475 to 2070 code for a protein of 531 amino acids.